This is a messenger RNA of Anisakis simplex (herring worm), 180 nucleotides long. NCBI's taxonomy places the organism in Eukaryota, Metazoa, Nematoda, Chromadorea, Rhabditida, Anisakidae. The record is from the annotation of a GenBank genome assembly.
AGUCUAAUGGCAUCAGUGUUAUGGUACUACAACAGAGAUCAAAUUGAAACGGAUCCAGCGUUGAUUAAUCCACCGAUUGCUGAAAAAGAGUUGUUCGCUUCACGUCAUAUCGAUGUGGUACCACUGGACACCAUCGAGGAAAUCAUUUUCGUCAUCACAUUCAACGAAUACGCUCGGUAA